Messenger RNA from Camellia sinensis, 2068 nucleotides. Its product is annotated as putative receptor-like protein kinase At1g80640. Gene Ontology annotation, biological process: protein phosphorylation. The record is from RefSeq and is a predicted model, not a curated record. Lineage: Eukaryota; Viridiplantae; Streptophyta; Magnoliopsida; Ericales; Theaceae. Gene Ontology annotation, molecular function: protein kinase activity; ATP binding.
AUGCCAUGAUUAUUGUGCGCAUUCAUUCAACCCUCUUCCUCUAAAAAACUCCAAGCACAACACAGUCAAUUCUGUCUUCUUCCUCUUCUCUCUUUCUGGCUCUGCCACGACAAAGAGACACAGAGUGUGAGAGAGCAAAAACCAAGAACAUUCAAAGAUUAAAAAGAACUUAGAAGAUCCAAAAACAAUAUCCUUCAAAGCCUUAUUCCUUUUGGGUUUCAAAGAUUUCUUGUGUCUGUCCCCAUUAAAAAGAAAAUGAAGCUUCUUCAUGUGCUUGCGCUUCUUCUUCAUGGACCCAUUUGGGGUUUUCAAUUGCCUAAGGUUGUUGCCAGACCAGACCCUCCUGUUUCUUCACCAAUAGUCUCACCCAUUUCUCCAAACUUAGCAUCAAUGGCUAUCUUCUCUCCAGGGACCCAAGUGGGAAGUGAAGACCACCACCAAAUGGAUCCAAAUAAAAAACUGCUUAUAGCAGUCAUUGUUGCCUCCACUGCACUGGGUUCAAUCAUAUUGUCUUUGUUAUGUUUGUGGAUUUGUCAUAGAAAGAACUCACUCAAAUCCAACAAGAAAAAUGAAUACAGCUCAGAUUCCCUAAAAGGUCUUUCAUUAGCUCCCUUCAUGGGUAAAUACAAUUCCUUGAGGAUGAGUUGUAGAAAAGGAGCUGUAUCUUUAAUGGAUUACAAGUCACUAGAAACGGCAACGGUAAAUUUCCAAGAAAGUAAUAUUCUGGGUGUUGGCGGUUUUGGUUGUGUUUACAAGGCCCGGUUGGAUGACAAUAUUUUUGUCGCUGUAAAGAGACUAAAUUGUGGAAGUCAGGAUGCCAUAACAGAAUUCGAGACUGAAGUGGAUUUGUUGAGUAAAAUUCAGCAUCCAAAUAUAAUUUCUCUGUUAGGUUACAGCAUUGAUGGCGACGCAAGGCUUCUUGUUUAUGAAUUGAUGCCGAAUGGAUCCCUGGAAACUCAAUUACACGGACCGUCUCGGGGAUCUGCUCUAACUUGGCAUCUCCGGAUGAAAAUCGCUCUUGACAUAGCAAGAGGAUUAGAAUAUCUGCAUGAACACUGCAACCCACCAGUGAUCCAUAGAGAUCUGAAAUCAUCUAAUAUUCUUCUAGAUUCCGACUUCAAUGCCAAGCUUUCUGAUUUUGGUCUAGCGGUAACUGAUGGGACCCAAAACAAGAACAACAUCAAGCUUUCAGGCACCCUAGGCUAUGUAGCCCCUGAGUAUCUUUUAGACGGAAAAUUGACCGAUAAAAGUGAUGUCUAUGCUUAUGGAGUUGUACUUUUGGAGCUUCUGCUGGGAAGAAAGCCUGUAGAAAAAUUGGCACAAGCUCAAUGCCGGUCUAUUGUCACAUGGGCCAUGCCUCAGCUCACUGACAGAUCAAAACUUCCCAAAAUUGUCGACAAGACGAUCAGAAACACAAUGGAUCUAAAGCACCUAUACCAAGUUGCUGCUGUGGCUGUGCUGUGUGUACAACCGGAGCCAAGUUACCGUCCAUUGAUAACAGAUGUUUUGCAUUCUCUCAUCCCUCUAGUCCCUGUUGAGCUCGGAGGGACGCUACGAGUAACACAACCUGGAGCCCCUGUGGGCACGGUAUUGCCUUCCACUCCCUGAUAAUGCAUCAAGUUUUGAAAGUGAUUUUGCAGUGCUAGUGCUGCUUCUGCUGCACAUAUUUCUGGGAUUUGCACAAAGCGAAACACAAUUCAGUUCACGAGCAAUGUUCAUCACUCUGCUUUGAUGCGCCGUUUUGUGAAUUCCUUUGUUCAUUCUGGUGAAGGGAAGCUGAUCUUGCUGAGCAGAAGAUUACUGGAUUUACUCAAAAGAUUUGUAAAUUGAAGCAAUUGAGAUGUGAUUUCUUGGCAGUGUUGUGCAUAUGUGGCCUAUUAUUGUACCACUCAUAUCUUGGCUUUUUCUUUGGAGCCAAACAUUAAUGCUCUGUUUGGUUUGUAUGUUUUUUGCGGGAAACAAUGAAGAAAAUUCAAGGAAAAAAGUAGUCAUUUUUCCUUAUUUGGUUACCAUAGAAAAUAAUUGAGGAAAAUAAAAUAUGAUCAAAGUGUGUGAGUUUUUAAUUCUA